Penicillium coprophilum is the source of this 5085-nucleotide messenger RNA. RefSeq lists its product as uncharacterized. Bases 1 to 5085 code for a protein of 1694 amino acids. The transcript is spliced from 7 exons. Gene Ontology annotation, molecular function: phosphopantetheine binding; fatty acid synthase activity. Gene Ontology annotation, biological process: secondary metabolite biosynthetic process; fatty acid biosynthetic process. The record is from RefSeq and is a predicted model, not a curated record. NCBI's taxonomy places the organism in Eukaryota, Fungi, Ascomycota, Eurotiomycetes, Eurotiales, Aspergillaceae.
AUGGCUGAUGAAAAGGCUCAGAUCCCCACCACCCGGUUCAAGGUUGAGCAAUAUUCCCCUUCUGGGGAUGGGAAUCAGGCUGGCAAUUCUCGACAUAUGCCGACGCGGCAUGGAAAUUUCUUGUCAGACCCUCAUGCAUUUGACCAUCAAUUUUUCAAUAUAUCUCCCCGGGAGGCAAAAUCCAUGGAUCCUCAGCAAAAGCUUCUCUUACAGGGAGCGCUGCGAGCACUGGAUGAUGCCGGAUACACCCCGAAUGCCACUCCUUCUUUCCAGACUGACACCAUGGGUUGCUAUAUUGGAGUUGCAACGGAUGACUAUGUCCAAAAUCUCAUGAACGAUAUCGAUGUCUACUCCUCCACAGGCACCCUACGGGCAUUCCUCAGCGGUAAGAUAUCCUAUGCCUUUGGCUGGAGUGGUCCUUCUCUGGUCAGCGAUACCGCAUGCUCAUCGUCUCUGGUGUCCAUCGCGCUGGCCUGUCGAGCCCUAGCGAAUGGGGACUGCUCAGCAGCCCUUGUGGGUGGGGUGAACGCCAUCACCAGCCCAGAUAUGUAUAUGAAACUCUCUCGCGCCCAUUUUCUCAGCCCUACUGGCCAGUGUAAGCCAUUCGAUGCCACCGCCGAUGGAUACUGCCGUGCUGAAGGGUGUGGGCUUUUUGUGAUAAAACGACUUGCAGACGCCGUUCAUGAGAAUGACCGCAUUCACGGAGUGAUCAGAGGCGUUGAGCUGAACCAGAGUGGAAAUGCCCAUUCAAUCACGCAUCCCCAUGUGGACACCCAAGAAAGGCUGAUGCAGAAAUUGUUGCGAAAAACCAAGCUUGACGCGAGAUCAGUAAAUGUGGUAGAGGCCCAUGGCACGGGAACCCAGGCUGGAGAUGCAACAGAGGCGUCAAGUAUUCAACGGGUCUUUGGAAGUACUACUGCAUCACGCCCAGUUUUCCUGACAUCUGUAAAAGCCAAUAUUGGACACGCAGAGGCAGCGUCCGGUGCGGCUGGCCUGGCAAAACUUCUGCUGAUGUUGCAGAAGAAGCGAAUUCCAGCUCAAGUGGGACUGAAAUAUCUCAAUCCAAAGUUGACGGCAUUGGCAUCGAAUAACAUCCGGAUCACUACUGUUGGCCAGGAUUGGCCCACAGGGCAAGAUGGUGAGGUACGACGGGCCUUGUUGAAUAACUUCGGUGCUGCAGGAUCCAAUGCCGCCCUCAUCUUGGAAGAAUAUUCGAGCCCUCUGGCCGUGAAGUUGCCGUCGCGGACGGCAUAUAACUUGAUCGUCUCAGCCAAGACCGAGGGCGCUCUUCAGCUGAUUCUCCAUGCUCUGCGUGAGAUGCUUCUUUCUGGGUCGAACAUUACAAUCCGAAAUCUAUGCUAUACCCUCACAGCCCGAAGGCAAGUAUAUGACUAUCGAGUUUCACUGGUUUGUAAGAGUACCAGCCAUUUGCUGGAACAACUAGCAAACCCUCCCGGGGUGACAUGCUGCAAAUCCAACCUGAAACCUCGGGUCAUUUUCGUCUUUUCCGGCCAGGGCAGCUUCUACGUGGGCAUGGGCAAGGUACUUCUGUCAACAUCGCCCGUAUUUCAGCAAACCGUCCAGCAGUGUGAUCUUAUACUCCAGAAUCUCGACUAUCCUGAGAUCAUGCCAAUCAUACGUGGUACACAGGUUCCUCGGCCAGGAAAAGAACAUCUUGUCUUGUCCCAAGUUGCUUGCUUUGUCGUCGAAUAUGCGCUGGCGUAUCUAUGGUUGUCCUGGGGUGUGCAGCCAGAGUUGCUCAUUGGCCACAGUAGCUUGGGAGAGUACGUCGCAAUGGCUAUCAGUGGUGUCCUUUCCUUAAAGGACGCACUAUGGCUUGUUUCACACCGAGCGCAGUUAAUGGCGGACAAUUGUCAGGUCGACGAAACAACCAUGUUGGCGUGUCAGAAGUCGGCCUCGGACCUGACAGAUGUUCUCAAGUCACAAGGCCCAGGGCUGUCACAUAUCACUCUUUCCUGCGAAAACACUGCACAUGAUUCAGUCGUUUCUGGCCCUCGAGAUGAGAUCCGUACACUGUCGGACCUGUUAAGUGCACAAGGUACUCGCUGCACGGAGCUUAAUGUGUCGCUGGGCUUUCAUUCCCCGGCAUUAGACCCUAUCAUCGAGCCACUGGAAAGGUUUUGCAGGGGUUUGCAGUUUUCAGAGCCCAAGUACCCAAUCGGGUCGUCAUAUCACGGCCGUUUACUAACUUCCGAAGAUCUUACCAGUGAAUAUAUCCCCAAGCAGACGCGUCAUGUGGUCCAAUUCGCGGCUCUUUUGUCCUCUUUGGAUCUCCAGGAUGGCAAGCGCCAUACGGCUUUUAUUGACAUUGGUGCUGCUCCAAUUACCCUCCCAAUGAUUCGAAAAGGAGUCACCUCUGACCGCAGUCUGUUCUUGCCCUCUCUGAAGAAAGACCAAGAUCCCUGGGAGACGCUGUGCGCAUCUCUACAGACCUUAGGCUUGCAGAACGAACCAGUCAACUGGCGCCAGGUUUUCAGCGGUACUAACGCCCGAAUCAUGGACUGUCCUGAGUAUCCGCUUCAAUAUAGCACUAUCCAUAUUCCAUUCCAAGAAAUGACUUGUAGCCACGAGCAGCAAAUCCCUUCAGCCACCCUGGAGAAGCCUCGGUCACUUCUGCUUCUCACGGACAAGGUCCAGGAAGAGUCGGCAGAUAGCCCAACUAUUUACAUGUCUAAAAUGGAAGUCCUCUCGAGCUAUUUGCUCGGUCAUGCGGUCGCGGCCAAUUUCUUGUGCCCUGCAUCUGUUUAUCACGAAAUGGCACUGGAAGCCGGUGUUACGGAUUCAUUGGUUGGGGAGAAUGAGAUGCUUGUUGUCAAGGAUCUCUCCUUCGAACGACCCCUUCUUUAUCAGACGAAGGAUGGAGGAACGGCAGUUUAUCUGUCUGUAAAACGAGUGGGAACUGAAUGGCAUUUUGAGGUUGCCUCAGGUGAUAAGUCGCUGCCUAAAGCCGACGUCAAGCACUGCUCUGGAUUACUGUUACCCGUCCCUCUGUCUGAGACUCGGAGGUAUCUGACUCGCAAAGCUGCUUACAUGAAGCGGCAAAUGCAUCACCUACAGGGAAGCCAUACCGUCAAGAAUGUCUUCCAUACAAAGGCUAUCUACAACGUGAUCUUCUCUCGCGUUGUACAAUAUUCGCCAGAGUACCAUUCCUUGGAACGGCUCACCGUCGCCGAGGAUGCUUUGGAGGCAUUCGGGGCGUUCAAGGUGCCAGGGGAAUCUAUCAAGGCCCGCGGAGUGCUCUCUCCGGUCUUUGUUGAUACGCUACUGCAUGCCGCAGGCUUCGUCGCCAACAGCCACAUCCCACUUUCUGAUGUCUGCAUCUGUGUGCGAGUGGAGAAUGUUCGCAUCCUUUACCAGGAUCUGGAUCAAUCCCAGCGGUAUUCUUUAUAUUGCAGCUUGCUGGACGGUCAGGAUGGCACCUUAGUUGGAGAGGCUUUUGCCAUGACAGAGGCAGGCAUUGUUGUUGCUUGCGUCGAAGGGAUGCACUUUAAAAAAGUCAAGCUGAGGACCCUCCAUGAUCAUCUUUCCCGGCAGAGUCAACGUCACCCCAGUGCCAGCCCGAGUGCUGCUCCGAGUCAGAUGCCUAAUCCCGUCGAUGAUCGUCAUCGACGAGCAGAGAUGUCUAUUGCCACAGCGCGGCAAAAAGUGAUGGAGUUGGUUUCUGCUACAUGCGGCAGGCCAUUGCACUCCAUCACACAAGAUUGCAAACUUUCUUCUCUUGGGGUAGACUCGUUAAUGAAGAUAGAGCUGUGUGCCUCCCUGAGCAGCCAGUUUGCAAACGGUCUCUCGUUGAGCUCUGCAGAAUUGGACGAACAUGCAAGCGUUCGGAAAAUUCAAGAUUUUGUGGCUGCGCGUAUGCUGCCACCAUCAGACCAUGACCAAAUCAAAGAUGAUGUCGGUGUGCAGAGCCCAGAUGUGCAACACAAGGUAUUCCCUAGUCAGGAAUCGUCCGGGCAUGCAUCCAGUAACUCGGAAUUACAACAAGCAACAAAGUAUUUGAGCGAUAGCUUUUCUCAGUCGGCAGGACUCGAAAGGCUGGUAAAAAUAUUCAGCGAUGUCUGUGGAAUUCCAGAGAACAAGAUCAAUCACGACAUGACACUGGCAAACCUCGGGCUAGAUUCCAUGAUGGCUAUUGAAGCCCGGGAGUUCCUGGAACACGAAUUUGGCAAAGGUAUUUGUUGGGAGGAUCUCGAUGCAGAGCUUAGUGUCAGUGAUCUUGCAUUUAGACUGUAUUCCACUCCCGACGGGCAACUUUCACCCUCCACAGCUACAUCGGGAUCGCUGUUCCCUCCUCUUGAGGGGGCACAGGAGAAUCUACCAGAUCCCGUCCUCACUAUGCUUCAGGCUGGCUCUCCAAAACUUCCCACGUUAGUCCUCUUCCAUGAUGGAAGCGGCACUAUUGAGAGCUACAGAAGACUCGACAAGAUAGGUUGCAAUAUCAUGGGCGUUGCAAACCCGCCACUGAAGAGCUCCUCCCAUUGGGCAGCAGAUCUCAAAGAUAUGGCCCGCCGAUAUGCAUCGACCAUCAAAGCGUCUGCGAUCAGUCCGAUUAUCCUUGGAGGAUGGUCGUUCGGAGGUGUAGUGGCCCAUGAGGUAGCCCAGCAGCUCCAAUCUCAAGACUACGAUACUCUUGGAAUCAUUUUGAUUGACUCCCCAUCCCCUCUCAAUCAUGAGCCACUUCCCAGUGCGGUUAUUGAUCACAUUCUGCAUCCAGUACAUGCUACAUCACCCAGGAUUACUGAGCAGUUUGCCCACCAUGCGCGGUUCCUCGCCGACUACCGCCCUAGUGGCUCUAUUCCAGAGGAUAGAGUGUACGGAAUGUUACACAGUCAAGAUUGUUUUGACACCACACGUCUGUGCGGUGUAAAAUACCCUUGGCUCGAGGAUGCGAAUGCGAGAAUCGAAUCGCUCUCCAAUUGGCAAAGUGUUAUCGGUCAAGAACUCCUUGUUUUCGAUAUACCGGGUAAUCACUUCGAGCCCUUCAAACCUGCAAAUGUUCAUGAUGUAUCUGAGAAGCUACAAAAGGCUCUUGCGGCUAUUGUCAAGGCGAGGUUUCAAGGUUGA